AUGGCCAAGUGCACGAAUUGGACGUUCCGCUCACUGGCGCUAUGCCUCUGCGUGGUCGUUCUACUGACGUGUGAGGUUAGUGAGGCGCAGGACAUUUUCUCGAUCCUAAAACCUGAUUUGCCGUUCGGUUCGGCUUAUCGAAAGAAGCUGUUCAUUACACGCAUCGGACAGUGCGGGGGAAAGAAAAACCUUCCCGUUUUCGUGCCCGAUAUGCGCAUCGCGUCCUACAAUCGAUCGAGCUACGUCGUCAGUGGGGAGAUCAACUUCCGGGAGAACAUUCCUGAAGGAUAUCGGCUAUCGGUGGCAGUGAAGCAGUGUGAUGACAUCCGCGCCACCGUCAACUGCCGUCCUUUCCUCAACAACAUCGCCAACACGGAUGGAUGCGCCCUGUUGCGUGCCACCGGAACGAUGUACAACGAAUAUCUCGGAAACUUCCAGCCGGAGUUGAAGUGUCCGUUCAAGAACGGCACGUAUGUGCUACGCGAAACGCUCGUGGAUGACGGUUUGGUGAAAUACCUACCUGGAUCAGGCAGCACCUACUGGGACGUUCGAAUGACCGGCCGUAUGAAAGAGCGCAUGAUUUUCUGUGUCGUCAUGCAGAUGAACGUGAGACCCAAAAAAUCAGGCAAUCAUCGAUCCUAA
Anopheles nili is the source of this 642-nucleotide messenger RNA. RefSeq lists its product as uncharacterized. The record is from RefSeq and is a predicted model, not a curated record. The transcript has 2 exons. NCBI's taxonomy places the organism in Eukaryota, Metazoa, Arthropoda, Insecta, Diptera, Culicidae. Bases 1 to 642 code for a protein of 213 amino acids.